Molecule: messenger RNA, 2004 nt
Organism: Asparagus officinalis (garden asparagus)
Lineage: Eukaryota; Viridiplantae; Streptophyta; Magnoliopsida; Asparagales; Asparagaceae
Product: SAM50-like protein SPAC17C9.06
Exons: 4
Coding region: 55-1641 (528 amino acids)
Biological process (GO): protein insertion into mitochondrial outer membrane
Cellular component (GO): SAM complex; outer membrane
Source: RefSeq, a predicted model, not a curated record
AAACAGCCCUCAUCAGUCCCCUGUAAAGCUUCUCUCUCUCUCUCCGUCUCUCUCAUGGCGACCUCCGAAGAACAAAACCCUAACCCUAACCCCGAAAAACCCCCAGAAGAAGAAGAAGAGCAAGAUCCCGAAGAAAACGGCGACGAUGAGCUCGACUACGACGACGACGACGACCUCGACGAAGAAGAGGAGGACGAGGACGAAACCCCCUCGUCCCAGCGCGAGAAGCUCCAAACCCUAUUCCGCCGCCUCAGCAGCGGGCCAGUCCGGAUCCGAGUCCACGACGUGAUCAUCAAGGGCAACAACAGGACCGAUGAGUCCCUGAUCGAGGCCGAGGUCCUCGAAGCGUUCAGGUCGGCGGAGACGAUGCAGGAGCUGCUGAGGGCUGCGAGCGUCGCCAAUGUGAGGCUGCAGAGGUUGGAUGUGUUUGAUUCGGUGUCGAUUACGCUCGACGCCGGGCCGCAGGAGCUCCCGGGGACGGCGAAUGUGGUGAUCGAGGUUCUGGAGCCGAAGAACCCGCUCACGGGGGAUAUUGGGGUCUUCUCGAAGCCUGAGGCCAAAACUUGGUCGUUAGAAGGAUCUCUCAAGUUGAAAAACCCUUUUGGCUAUGCUGACAUUUGGGACCUAUCUGGAUCGUAUGGCUGGGACCAGACAACAGAAGUAAGUGCUGGGGUUUCCUUGCCCAGAUUCAAGGCAAUACCAACUCCUUUAUCAGCUCGAGUAUCAUUACUUUCUCAAGACUGGUUGAAGUUCUCAUCAUAUAAAGAACACCUCUUAGGUGUUUCUUUUGGUUUACUCUCAACUAGGAACCAUGAUUUGGCGUACAGUCUUACAUGGCGGCAUUUAACUGAUCCACUACGCAUGGCAUCCAAGUCUACAAGGAGGCAAUUAGGGCAUAGUCUUCUCUCCUCAAUAAAGUAUACUUACAAACUUGAUCGCAGAGAUUCACAGAUGAGGCCGACAAAGGGAUAUGCCUUCCUAACUUCAACGCAAGUUAGUGGGCUUGGACCAGAUAGUAAGGCCUUGAGGUUCAUACGACAGGAGUUUGAUCUCCGCGCAGCUCUACCCUUGGGCUUCUUGAACAGCGCGCUCAACUUUGGAGUUGCUGCAGGUGCUAUUAUGCCUUGGGGAAGUGGAUUCCGUACUUUACCCUCUCCUCUUCCAGAUCGAUUCCACAUCGGUGGUAGUACUUCUCCAGUCUGCACUUUGGGGGGUCCCACCUCCUUGUUAGGGUUCAGAACUCGAGGAUUAGGGCCAACUGAUUUGAGAAGGUUAAUUCCAAGAACCUCUGAUGAUCCUGACUCCCAAUCCUCUCCUGAACUGGACGUUCUUGGUGGUGAUAUUGCAAUUACCGCAUUUGCUGACCUCUCUUUUGAUUUACCACUUGAGAUUCUAAGGAAAACAGGAAUUCAUGGUCAUGUUUUUGCAACUGCUGGUAAUCUAGCUAAAAUAACAGAGGGUGAGAUCAAUAGCUUUUCCCUCCAGAAUCUUUGGAGCACAGCUCGGAGCUCAAUAGGUAUUGGGAUGAUUGUCCCUACGAAGUUGUUCAGGAUGGAGAUAAACUACUGUCACAUUCUGAAAAAAUCCGAGCAAGACCGAGCAAAGACUGGUGUUCAGUUCAGCUUCUCUGCUACUUCUUAGCAGAAGUGAUACAGUUGGUUGUGAUUGAGAAGCGCAAUGCUGAUAUUUACACAAUAAAUUUGAUGUUACUGGUUGGAUGCUCAUUUGUAUAAGGAAUUUUGGUUUCAUUUGUUGCGAGACCACGAAUAAGCCAUUGAGUUGAUAGGAAAAAUCCAGUACCUUUUCUUGGUCAAAAUGCAUCCAUCUAUUAUUCCCCCGGAUCAGCUCUGAUGUGUAUGAAGAUUUCAAGAGCCUGUGACUUUUUAUUCAUCUUGUUUUUGCUUCUUGCCAGAGGGGUUGAUUGUCUCAAGAAGAUUUUUAAAACGUUUUCCAUUAUGUGCGAAGGAAAAACCUAGUGAUGGAUUUGGUUGGAACUUGAUCUCA